Maylandia zebra (zebra mbuna) is the source of this 4361-nucleotide messenger RNA. RefSeq names its product zinc finger protein 839 (gene znf839). NCBI's taxonomy places the organism in Eukaryota, Metazoa, Chordata, Actinopteri, Cichliformes, Cichlidae. The record is from RefSeq and is a predicted model, not a curated record.
ACAGACGAGUAAAACUGGUGAAAAAUGAAUGACUGGAUUAAUUUAACUUGAUUUUGUGUAUGUGUUUUCUGGAGAUACAUUUAUAAAAGUAAAUCAAUAUAAAGAUGAAAUUAGUGAAAUAUCCGGUAUACAAAACUCUCUAAUCAAUCAUAAUGUGCUGUUUGCUCACAAACAGCUUUUCGUCAAAAUGUCUUUAUUUUAAAACGCUUAGGGUAUCUUUAAUGUAAAUGCGAUUUUAUUUUCUAUUAAUCUUCAGUGAACUAAACUCGGCUGUGAUUUUACACACUUUUAAAGUGAUUUUAAACUUUUUUAAAGAUGACCCACGCCGGAUCUUUUCACGGUGAAACACUGGAUCCGCUCCGGGAAAUGCGCGCUCCCGCUCCUGCUCGGGCUAAGCUAGGCUAGUUCAAAUCUCCCCCCGCUAACCGUCAGCGCUCCCGGUAUCACUGCUCCCGUUAAUGUCGUCCUUCAUCCCCGCGGAGCGUUUCUGCUUCGUGCACACACAACGUCCAUAAAUCAGUAUUUAUUCGGUGUAAUCGAUCGAUCGAUCCGGUUGGUUUCAUCCCCCGAGUGUCUGCACUGACUCCAACCUCACAGCCAAAAUGGCGGACAGCGAGGGUGACAGAACAAUAACAGCCCCGGAGUCGUCGGGGGCCGCGGAUCAGCCCCCCACCGCCCUGAGCGCCCAGCCCGGGGACGGCUCACCAGCAACCCCCGCUGCUCACAGCAGCAAGCCCGGGGAGAACGUAGCGGCGGCCGGCAACCAGAGCGGCAAUCUGAAGCCCGUGUCCGGCACGGAGGGCGACCAGCUGGGCCACAGUGUACCGGUGGCGUCCGGGGCUCAGCUGGCGGAGCUACUGCCGAGCCAGCCGGAGGAGCAGAGCAUUCUGGUGGCCACGGAGUUCACCGACCUGGCUAACACCACCAUCCUGUACGUGCAGCCAGACGGCAGUCUGGUGGAGAGCUCCGGGCUGACGGCAGAGGAGCAGCAGGCGCUGCUGGAGCAGCUCACCAAGCAGCAGGUGGUCCAGGUUUCCGACACCGAGGCGGCCCAGCUGCUCCAGCAGGGCCAGCUGAUCAAACCGGCUCACAGCGCAGCUCUGGAUCCGAGUCAGCUGCAGCAGGUCAUCAACCAGGUCACCAAGUCCCAGCAGCAGCAGGUCCAGGUGUCACAGCAGCAGGUCCAGGUGUCACAGCAGCAGAUCCAGGUCUCCCAGCAGAACCUGAAAGGCCCGAACAACGCCUCCCAGCAGCUGAAGAGCGUGGCCCAGCAGGUGGCCAUGCAGACGGGAAGCUCGAUCCCCUUGAUCCAGAAAAAGUCGGAGCCCGUUAGGAUCCAGAUCCAGGUGCCUCCCAAACAGGAAGUGAAGCCUGGCUCCGCCACCCAGCAGAAGUCGGUCACUCAGCCGCAAGUGAAGCUGUCAGCCAAUGGCAGCGUGAGCAGCACUCAGAUUAUCCACAUCCAGCCCGUGGUUGGUCAGGAGGGUCAGCAGUUCUUCCUGCAGCAGAAUCCUGGAGACCCGCCCAUCCAGCUGCUGCUACAGAGCCCCGCCCCCGUGGUCGGCUCACUGCUACCAUUGGUCCACAAGCUGACAGGCCAGACGGCAUCAGUUGCCUCCAGCGUAGGUCAGAAACCCACGGCAACACCAAUCAGAGUGUCCACGGCACCCACUGUUAAGACCCCAAUCCCUUCAAUAAUUAAGACUCCACCCACUACUGUGGCUAAAACUGUUAGCUUUCCAUUAAUUAAAACACCUGCUAACGGCACGAUGACUGCUGCCCGUAAAAGUCCCAUUAAACCACCUGUCACAGUCACGACAGUCCCAGUACAGACCGCCGCGCCUGCUGCACAAUGUGUCACGGUGGCCACGCCCUCUACAGCCCCUCCCACUAAGGACAGAAGUGAGCAAAAAGAGAAGGAGAAGAAGGCAAAGAAGAGGGAGAAAAAAGCAAUGAAGGUCCAAACCCGGUCCGGGCGGGUCUCCAGACCACCGAAGUACAAAGCCAAAGACUACAAGUUCAUAAAGACAGAGGACCUCGCCGAAAGUCACCAGUCCGACUCAGACGACUACUCUGACAUGAGCGUGGAGGAGGAGGACGGCGAGGGCAGCAGGAAGGAUGGCGCCACGCCCGGCAGCUCCCUCACCUACAGCCACAAGUCUCGGUCCCACCGCUGCCAGACCUGCGACAAGGCCUACAUCGGUGCUGGCGGCCUGAACCGCCACUACAAACUGAACCCGACCCACGGGGAGCCAGAGCCACCUGGCGACCCACCGGGUCCAGACAACAGCCAAUCAGAGGAAACGGCAACAGUCGGCGUCAAUGAGGAGGAGGAGGAGGAGGAGGAGAAAAAUAAGGAUGACAAACCUGCGGCCACGGCAACAAAUAAAGUGGAGGGGGGUCCAGCAGCAGCUGUAGGACUCAGAGGCCUCCAUCAUCGGGGCCCCGGCCGUCCCCGAGGACGAGGGCGAGGCAGGGGGCGGGGACGAGGGCGGGGACGGUCACUGGGGCCGCCUCCUAAGGUGACUGUGGGCCUCGUGAGUAGGAGAGGUCGUCGUGGUCGACCUCCAAAGUUGGGUGUUACCAUGGUAACAGCAGAGCAGCAGGUAGAGAGAAGACGAGAGCGUCUAGAGGAGGUGGUGGAGCAGUGCGAGGAUGAGGAGCUGAUGGACAUCGUUCUUCCUCGUCUGACCAAAGUGAUGAGUCUGUGGGAGCUAAUGCUGGCAAAGGUGGAGCGCGGCGGUCCGGGUCGAACUCAUUUCCCAGACAUUUACCGUGAGUUCGAGUCCCUGCAGGCUCAGGUGAGGCAGGCCGCCCAGGAUUACAUCAGCAGCCCGCAGGGUGGAGCCACGCCCCUGGAAAUCAGGAACAUAGAGGUGGCCAGGUCUCUAGGGAUCCUGGACGAGGUGAACAGGAUGAAGGUGGUUCCUGGAGCGUCUCCUGGCUCCAGUUCAACAAAUAAGAACGUGCGAUACAUGGAGAACUCUAAGAUGCUGCCGCCAUCCAAGAGGUUCAAGAUGGAGAACAGCGUCCCCGUGCAUCACAAUGGCCUCGAGACGCCAAAAACAGGUGGGACCGCGGUGACCUCUGUGACCCCUCUGAAGUCCUGCUCGGUCUCUGUCGCUCCUCUCGUGAUUCCAGAGGGAACCAGACUGUUGACAGUCUCUGCUGACUCCUCCAGCUCCUCACAGGCCCCGCCCCCUGACACCCCUAUGGAAGUGACCCCAGGUGAGGACCAUGACGUCCACCAGGAUCAGGCGUCAAGCUCGACAGACAUCGGACCCCGGGUGACGGAGCUGGAGAAAGCUCUGGGUUCAGGUCCCAGUGACCCCACGAACACAAAGUCAUCUGAGCCCACCCCUACAGCCGGAUCUGUCAUCAACCCUGAAUCCAGCCUGAUCCAGACUCUAAGCCCCUCCCACCCUGAGUUGGGCCCCACGGAGGCCAAAGAGGUGCAGGAGGGCGAGGAGAUCUACAUCCAGACGGAGGGGCUGACGGUGCAGCUGGCAGAACCGGGCUCAGACGGGAUUGUGAUCGUUAACGGGCCAGAUGGAACCACCAUGCACAUUCAGACCCCGGAGGGCGUGCCGCUGGAGGCGGUCCAGGCCCUGCUGGGCAUUGAGGCGUCCGACGGAGCCAAAGCCCCCCAGUAAACACCUGGACCGGAACCAGCACCUGGUCUGUACCACGCUGACUUGUAAGGUGGAGUGAGGCAGUGCUGCAGACAGAAGUACCUGACACCAUCCUGCACCUUCGGCGCCCCCCUCAGGUUUCUGCUGGACUUUACAGCUGUAGUAAACACUGCCACCUGCAGGGGGCGCCUGCUCUGACUCCGCCCUGCUGAGGACAACAGGACGAACAACUCCGUUAACCUGACCCCAGACCGUACCUGGAAACUUAGGUCCGGUCAUUUCUGGUUCAGACUGAAGCUCCUGUUGAUGAUGUUCGCCAUGACGUCAGAAACCAGAGGGAUGGCGUCAUGGCGACAGGUGGUUUCACCUUCAUCCAGGUGCAGUAGCGUGUUCUGCAGACUCCGGGCUCUGUACAGUGCAUCUGAUUGGCUCGUUUAGUGCCACCUGUGAUGAUGUCAUCAGCAGCCUCCCUGGUUUCCUGGACUCCUGAUUGGCUGUGAAUGUGUAAACUUUGUGUCUGGACUCGUUGACCGUGAAGUGAUCCGUUGGAUGUUCAUAUGUAGAUAAAGUUUAAAAAGUUGCACUAUUUUAUUACUUUUUAUAAAAUUCACACAACACGUUCUCCAAACGGGAUGAGAACAUUCGGAGAACCGACACGAGAACAGAGGGAAAAAACGUUGUCCUGUUCGAGUGUUUCCUGUUCCUCCCAAUAAACUAAGCUGAACUCCA